Lynx canadensis (Canada lynx) is the source of this 6819-nucleotide messenger RNA. It is a transcript of the gene ACAP2, whose product is annotated as ArfGAP with coiled-coil, ankyrin repeat and PH domains 2. Gene Ontology annotation, molecular function: protein binding; GTPase activator activity. The coding region runs from base 16 to 2352 and encodes 778 amino acids. The record is from RefSeq and is a predicted model, not a curated record. Lineage: Eukaryota; Metazoa; Chordata; Mammalia; Carnivora; Felidae. The transcript is spliced from 23 exons. Gene Ontology annotation, cellular component: cytoplasm; endosome membrane.
CGAGGCGGAGGCAGGAUGAAGAUGACGGUGGAUUUCGAAGAGUGUCUGAAGGACUCGCCCCGCUUCAGGGCUGCUUUGGAAGAAGUAGAAGGAGAUGUGGCAGAAUUGGAACUAAAACUUGAUAAGCUUGUGAAACUUUGUAUCGCAAUGAUUGAUACCGGAAAGGCCUUUUGUGUUGCAAAUAAACAAUUCAUGAAUGGGAUUCGAGACCUGGCACAAUAUUCUAGUAAUGAUGCUGUAGUUGAGACAAGUUUAACCAAGUUUUCUGACAGUCUUCAAGAAAUGAUAAAUUUUCACACAAUCCUAUUUGACCAAACUCAGAGAUCAAUUAAAGCACAGCUUCAGAACUUUGUUAAAGAAGAUCUUAGAAAAUUCAAAGAUGCCAAGAAGCAAUUUGAAAAAGUCAGUGAAGAAAAAGAAAAUGCAUUAGUAAAAAAUGCUCAAGUACAAAGAAACAAACAGCACGAAGUUGAGGAAGCCACAAACAUUUUGACAGCAACAAGAAAAUGUUUUCGACAUAUAGCCCUCGACUACGUACUUCAGAUUAAUGUCCUUCAAUCAAAACGAAGAUCAGAAAUCCUAAAAUCAAUGUUAUCUUUUAUGUAUGCCCAUUUGGCCUUCUUCCAUCAAGGAUAUGAUCUAUUCAGUGAACUUGGGCCCUACAUGAAGGAUCUUGGUGCACAGUUGGAUCGACUGGUUGUAGAUGCAGCAAAGGAGAAAAGAGAGAUGGAGCAAAAACAUUCCACCAUUCAACAAAAGGAUUUCUCCAGUGAUGAUUCUAAGUUAGAAUAUAAUGUAGAUGCUGCAAAUGGCAUUGUUAUGGAAGGAUAUCUGUUCAAACGAGCCAGCAAUGCCUUCAAAACUUGGAACAGACGCUGGUUUUCAAUACAGAACAAUCAGCUGGUAUACCAGAAAAAGUUUAAGGAUAACCCCACCGUGGUAGUGGAAGAUCUAAGGCUGUGCACAGUGAAACACUGUGAAGACAUAGAACGACGUUUCUGCUUUGAGGUAGUCUCUCCAACAAAAAGUUGUAUGCUUCAGGCAGAUUCUGAAAAACUGCGCCAGGCAUGGAUUAAGGCUGUUCAGACCAGUAUUGCUACUGCUUAUAGAGAGAAGGGUGAUGAAUCAGAGAAGCUGGAUAAGAAAUCAUCUCCAUCCACAGGAAGCCUGGAUUCUGGAAAUGAGUCAAAAGAUAAAUCGUUGAAAGGAGAAAGUGCACUGCAGCGAGUCCAGUGUAUCCCUGGCAAUGCCAGCUGUUGUGACUGUGGUCUGGCGGACCCACGGUGGGCCAGCAUCAACCUGGGCAUCACCCUGUGUAUCGAGUGUUCUGGGAUUCACCGGAGUCUUGGAGUUCAUUUUUCAAAAGUACGAUCUUUAACUUUAGAUACCUGGGAGCCUGAACUUUUGAAGCUUAUGUGUGAAUUGGGAAAUGAUGUUAUAAACCGAGUUUAUGAAGCUAAAGUGGAAAAAAUGGGAAUAAAGAAACCACAACCAGGACAAAGACAGGAGAAAGAGACAUAUAUCAAAGCAAAAUAUGUGGAGAGGAAAUUUGUGGAUAAAUAUUCUAUAUCAUCAUCACCUCCUGAGCAGGAAAAAAGGAUUGUCUCCAAAAGUUGCGAAGAAAAGAGGCUGAGCAUUUCUAAACUUGGGCCAGGUGACCAAGUCAGAGUACCUCCCCCAAGUUCAGUUAAAAGUAAUGAUAGUGGAAUCCAGCAGAUUUCUGAUGAUGGAAGAGAAUCUUUACCCUCGACAGUGUCUGCCAAUAGUUUAUAUGAGACUGAAGGAGAAAGGCAAGAUUCUUCUGUGUUUCUCGACUCUAAACAUCUUAAUCCGGGACUCCAGCUUUAUAGGGCUUCAUAUGAAAAAAAUCUUCCUAAAAUGGCUGAGGCUUUGGCUCAUGGUGCAGAUGUGAACUGGGCUAAUUCAGAGGAAAAUAAAGCAACACCACUUAUUCAGGCUGUAUUAGGGGGUUCUUUGGUGACUUGCGAGUUUCUUCUACAGAAUGGUGCUAAUGUGAACCAAAGAGAUGUGCAAGGGCGGGGCCCACUGCACCAUGCCACUGUCUUGGGGCACACAGGGCAGGUAUGUUUAUUCCUAAAACGAGGUGCCAAUCAACAUGCCACUGAUGAAGAAGGGAAAGACCCUUUGACUAUAGCUGUGGAAGCAGCCAAUGCUGAUAUAGUGACCUUGUUACGUUUAGCAAGAAUGAAUGAAGAGAUGCGGGAAUCAGAAGGACUUUAUGGACAGCCAGGUGAUGAAACCUACCAGGAUAUUUUUCGUGAUUUUUCCCAAAUGGCAUCCAAUAAUCCAGAGAAACUAAAUCGUUUCCAACAAGAUUCACAGAAAUUCUGAGUUUUUUUUAAAGAAGGGGAAAAGAUUAAAUUGAAUGAUCCCCUAAUGUACUAAUGUGUACGUCUGAAAACUCACAAAUUUUUACUGCCUUAAAUCUACUUAAUUUUAGUAGGUAUUGAGUGGUUUGGAAAAAAGGUACCCAUUCAUUGAUAUUUUUAUAAAUGAAAACAUAGAGUUCUAGUAGUUGGGAGAAGAACCUAAGGACCGCUUUUAUUUAAAAAAAAAAAAAAAAAGCCUGUUUAAAAGGCUAUUUUUUUAUAGAUAAAGUUAAAUCUAGACCUAGGCCAUCUCUAGGUUACAAGAUGCUAAGGUUAGACAAAAUUUCUGUUUUUUCCAAUGGUUGGUAGCAUUGGUUUUUGUUUUCCAUGCAUCGUGCCCAGGAUCAUUCAGUCAAGCAUGUCUGCAUCAAGUGGGAGCCAACUGUCCUGCCUGCCUGAAGAAUAUGUCUUGUCUUUAGCCUCCCUGAUGAUUUUUGGUGGUUCAUGUGUGGUUUUGGUAGCCUAGCUGUCAUACUCACAAUACGUAAUUUCAUUAUCAGAACUAGAGAAUAUGUUUCCCCCGUUUGCUCAUUAAUGUAGUGAUACUCCUUAGACGUCUGGUUAUUGUUGUGUACUUUAACAUACAUGUAAUGGCUGUACAAAGUAGACAGAACUCAAGUCCUUUAGAGUUACUCCAGUUUUUGAAGGAAAAGAACCCUUAACAUUUUUUUUUUUUUUAAAUCACCAAAAGAAUUCUUACUUAAAGAAAUUGUAGUCCUUCAUUGUUCGGUUGAUUUCCUAAAACCUUGACAAAUUUAUUGAUGUAAUAAAACUAUGUUUCAAAGGUUACUUGAAUGUUGCAAAAUUAUGCUUUCAUCAAAUUGUAAUUUUUAAAGGAAAAGUUGAUUUAUAAAAUAAUGUAGAACAUUUUUAUAUUUGAAAUUUGCCCUUUUCAAGAUAGAUUUUUGCUGUUGCACUGAGUGAAAGAAAAAUCUCUGAAAAAGAAAAAACUCAUGUUUUUCUUAGGUUAUACUGAACUAUAUAAUGAUAGUUUUUAAUUUUUUUCAACAUCUAUCCUGUGUACUUUUAUACACAGUGUAUAUGAUUUUAAAUUAAUACCAUCUAUAUAUAGAUAUAGUGGUUGGCUUACAUGAAACAGAGACCCUUGAAUUCCGAAACCUUACAGAUCUACUAAUUUAUCAUGUAAAUGCUAUAAAUUCGUCUGAUUCCAUCUUUGAUUAACAUAUCUUGUCAGGAGUAUAAAAUAAGUAAUUUGCCUUAUGGUUUCUAAUAAUUGUCAACAAUUAAAUUUAAUCUUUUACAAGUUACAUGUAAGUAAUAUUAUUGAUACCCAAAUUCUAAAUAAGAAUUUUAAAAAUUUGGGUUAUCAAACAAGUAGAAAGAUUACAUUUAAUUUGGCAGAUAAUAAGUUUUCUAACAUUCUUCCCCCCAAUAACUAGAGUUUUAUAAGUUGAUUGAAUGUCAAAUGAGGAUUUGUUUAAAUAGGAAUUACACUGAAGUAAAUUCAUGUCACAGAAAAGUUUCCAUAUUUGUUUCCAAAUUGUGUGCAUAUAAUGCUUAUUUAGUAAUAAUCACAGUGUAUUAGAUAAGGAUAAAAUAUAUUUAUGAAAUAUUUCUAAGAAAAUACUACCACAGCCUGUAUUUUAAUUGCAACAAUAACAGGAACAUUAUGAAAUCUUCCCUGUUUCACCUCAUAGUCACAGGUCAUCUGGCUUUGCAAAAGUCUGGUUUGUAAACCUUUUUAUUAGAGUGUACUUUGAAAUUGUCCAAAAAGUUCAAGGAUAAGGAAAUAUGUUUAAAACAAACCAAAAGAAAAAGAGGGCCUCACCUUUCCUUUGUAGUGCCUAUUCCUGAAUAAUAAGUAAUAAUAUGUGAAAUUAUUCCUAAGCCUGGUAGAAUUAGAAUAUAGACUUCCUGUUUAAUCGUAGGGCUUCACUUCUGAAGCUCCUAACCUUUAUCUGGGAAGCCUGGACAGUUUGGCUUUUGGAUCCAGCCGUUGGGUGCUUCAGAUCACCUCCGGGAUCUCUCCUUGUGACGGCAGUUCCUUAUGACACUCUUAACUCCUGUGGCUUGAAUCAUGAGUUGUUAAUGUGGUAGUAAUUAGUGUCUACCUAAAUUUAAUGGUUAGAGAUGUAUUUGAAGGGUACUCACUUUAAAGAUGAUCGUGGUUCUGAAUAUCUUCAGAGAAAGCUAAAUCUUUUAACAGUAUACUGAGCCUGGCAAUACGAAAAUACAUUCCUGUGGCUUGAUUUCUUGAACAUGCCAAGACUCAGUUUGGAUGAAAUUUGGCAGAAAUGAUGCAGUAAAUAUAGCAAGGCUUUAAAGUCAAUUACUAGUGUUACAUAGUCACAAAGUAGAUUGGCUCUUACCAAGGUGAAUUUAGCUGUGUCAACUAAUAGCUUUUAUAUAGUAUAUAACAAAUCUGAGUUUUAUUAUGCUGUGAAUUAUUCAAUGCAUUAUGAGAAAUUAUAGUGUAAACAAUGUUAAUCAUACUUUUGGGCUUCAUAAGUCAAUGUGCUUGCCCUUUGUUUUCUUUCCCUAACUGAUCUGCUUAUAUUAGUUUCUGAUUCCUAGUCAGUAUUCUAUUAGUUCAUUAUCAUUACGCAAUAACUUAAAAGCUAGAUUAACAUCAAAAUAACAAUAGCAGUACUAACUACGAAGAGCUCAUACAAUGCAGUCUCACACGCUAGAACUAGACUAAAGUAAUUGAGUAGUUAUUUGCAGUGUUUCCUUGUAACACCUAUAUGUUUAAGAUUUCUAAGGUAUUUAAAAAUUACCUUUGUUACAAUCCUUAGAAAUACAGAAAUUUCCAGGGAUUCACUACAUUACAGUGUUUGCCUAAUUUAUACUGGUCUUCACUAUUGAUUUUAAUGAACUUUGAUGUUUACUUUCCAAAACAUAAUUUAAUUUGGAAUAUGUACUUUGGUUCUUCAUGAGUGCAUUUUGGAAAAAAAAAAAAUUAUACCUUCGCAGGCUGGACAACUUCAGUUUGUGAUGUGUUAAGCAGUAUUUUAAAAAUAUAAUUCUACACAUGUAAAGUAUAGACAUGACAAUAAACCAAAUUGUAUUUAAGACUAAAUUUACUACCCAUUUUGGAUAAUAAGAGAUUCCCAUACCACUCUUAUAUUGCCAUAUUAACUUUUCUGUUUGUUAGCACUUUUGACCAUGGACAGGAGCAGGAAAAAGGAUAUAUUUUUAUAGAAUUAUUAUGUCCAGAAUGACUUCAGACCUGCAUGAUACAGUGCAAAGAGCACUGACUAGUAGUUACUCUCCUUUUUGGAUUCAGAGCUUCUCACAAAUAAAAUGAGUGGAUGAAACAUGGUAAAACUAUCACAGCAUCCCUUUGUCUUCUCUUCUGCUCGCAGUGUACUUUGAUACUACUCUGUCUCACCCGAUUCUUACACUAGGACUUCUGAAGAAUGCCGUCGUUUCUCUUCUUUGAUCCUGGGCUGCUCCUCUUGUUUUACAGAGGGGAGCCAUUGAUUUUCUCAUCGGUGGCACAGCUGACACCAGAACCCCUGUCUGACUACUAGUCAGAGGCACUUUACUUGUAUCAUGAAAUAAAUUGAAAUCAUUAUAAAGCUGCAAAAUCUGAUAAUGCCUGCCAGCUUUCCUUGUGUUUUGAUAACAAAGACUGCAAAUAUUCUGAAGAACCUGGAUAUAAAAUUAUCUUGAAGGAAUAGAUUAGGAUUUGAAGCCAUUAAAUUAUAGGAAAUAUUACAUUUUUGUAAUGACAAACAUUAAUAAAAGCAAAACAUGGUAAGGUCAUUUUAAUUCACCAUAUACUUACCAAAGUCUUGAUGUUUCCAAAUGAAAGGUAACCUAGGGCUUGGAUUCAGUUUGGCUGAAUCCUAACAUCUAUAAAUACGAUUCUGUGGACAUCUUUUUCCAUUUACAUACGUUUAUCCACUUAAAUAAGGAGAAGGAAGCAAGGUUUGAUUAAAUAAACUUUUCUCUGCAUUGGUCUUUUCACUGACUUGUGUUCUAGAUUUUCUUAUUUUUCCUCAACAACCCCCUGCUUUGGCUGUUAAUUUUAAACAGGGAAAGCUUGCUACAUUAUAAAUAUUGCUGGCAACAUUUAUUUUACACAAAGGCCUAAAGGUUAACUUUUGGAAAUGAUGAGCUACCUUUCUAUAUGUGUUUACUUGUGCUUUGUGAUAUUUCUGGAUCAUUCCAGUCAUAAAGACUUAUUACAUGUAAUAUUUCUUGCUACCUGUGAAAAGGAAUAUUUUAAAGAAUGUAUAACCAACACUCCAUUUACUUUUUAUUAGUAUGUAGAGGAUUUGUAUCUAAUUCAUGAAUGUAGUUUUACUGUAGUUUGUCAUUGUAAAUGGAACAAAAGUACAUUAUCUUUAUAGUUAUUCUAAAAUGUACAUUAUGUAAGAAUUGUAAAUAUUAUACUUGAUUAAAUACUUUGUAUGCUGAAGAAUUAUGAUAAUAAGUCAAUAAAAAUCUCACCUCUGGCAUA